Molecule: messenger RNA, 900 nt
Organism: Anthostomella pinea
Lineage: Eukaryota; Fungi; Ascomycota; Sordariomycetes; Xylariales; Xylariaceae
Source: the annotation of a GenBank genome assembly
AUGAGCUCCUUCGCGCUCGCCGAGCAUCCAUCGGCCUUGGCCGAACAUCCAACCGGCGAAUAUCUCCUUCCAUCGCAACAGCAAGAGCUCAUAAUUCGAAAUUGGGGGCUGUGUUCUCCAAGCCUGAACCGCGCGCGCCAUCUCGAGGCAUACCUGUUGUACUACGAGAAUGAGGCAAUCGAGGCACGCCAUAUAGGCGGCAGAGACAAUAUAUCUCGAUGGCAUGGUAACAUACAGUACUUCUUGGAAGCCAUCAAAAGGAACCCGACCAUUCCCCGACGCAACCUUAGGGCAGCAUUGAGGUCUAUGUGCUCCGAUAAAGUAACAUUCCAGACAGGCUCCGCAGACGACAGCUCCGCAGACGACACGGGUGGAAAUGUGAAUUUGCCAUUCAAUACACCCUUGGCACUCAGCACAACUGAGGUGGAUGACAAGACCUUGGACGCCGCUAUUGCUGUUUCCGUCAAAAUUCUGUUCGCGGUUCAUGUGAACCCCGGCCCACCUACGGGGGGAGUCACGGUCGGUAAUUGGGAGACCUUCUGGGAAGACUCGCGAUCGCUCGAGGCCUUCAUAGCCGAGACUUUCCCCAGCAGUGACUACUCAGACGAAACGAACUGUCAAAUCAUACCAGCUAGAAUAAGAGCCAGAUAUCUCGAGAACAACGCAGACGUCAGGAUAGAAUGGACACACCACUUGCCUGACCAUUUGAAGUUGGACAUCGGUUUCAAUAGCAAGGUCCUGAGCAUAUUCGAAUUGGCGUCACUUCUGGAAGUCAUGUACGAAGCGAUUGAAGGUCACCCAUAUGACCAAUCAAUGGCGGACAGCGUCAAGCACGGCCGAUAUAGCCUAGCAUUCCUCCACGAGACUCUAGAAACCAUCCGGCUCAUGUUUCUGGCCUAG